CUUAGUCGCUGAACCGGACCUGGCUACACACCUGCCGCUGCACUAAGCACACUAAUCCACUUGUCAAAACGCACUGCAAAUUCCAAGCCGACCUUAGUUGAAGGCGCGCCUGGCAAAAAGACGGUAGUGAGCGAGCUGGGGAUGGGCUCGAGCCAGUACUAAGGCAAGUUACACAAUGAGCGUGCGCUAAUAACGGUCGUCCUUUCCAGCCCAAACCAUCAGACUCCAACCUCUUUCUCCAGAGCGUGCUCAUCAAUGUGACUAGAGAGGAAACUGAACCAUCUGAACAACUAGAAAACAAUGGAGCCACAGCGCCACUACCCAAGCCAACAGCCCCAACCCCAUCAGCCAGCUCACGGCCAGUACCUACAGUUUCACAUGGAGCCGAAGCCGGAGCCCACUUCCACUCUCGAUCUCAGCGAUGACGCCACGUCCGACUCGCUCAAACACGACCAGCAGUCUGCCGGCGUCGUCGCCGGACCGCACGGCGUACACCCUGACCUGGCCAGCUACGAGCAAAGCUUGAACGAAAUGCGUAAAACACGCGGUCGCGUCAAGAUCAAGAUGGAGUUCAUCGAGAACAAGCUGCGACGCUACACAACGUUCAGCAAACGCAAGACAGGCAUUAUGAAAAAGGCGUAUGAGCUGAGUACACUGACAGGCACACAGGUGAUGCUGCUUGUGGCCUCGGAGACCGGCCACGUCUAUACAUUCGCCACGCCAAAGCUGCAGCCCAUGAUCACAUCAGACACGGGCAAGUCUCUGAUACAGACCUGCCUGAACUCGCCGGACUUACAGUCGUCUGGCCAGCAACCGUCGCGCAUGUCGUCAACCGGCUAUGAGGAGACUGAGCUCACCUACUGUAUUGAGGAGGACCAGAAACUGCAGGAUCCACUGAGCUCGGCAAUGCUGCAGUCGUACCCUACACCAGCGCCACACCACGCUUCCCGCGACAAUCUGGUCGCGAGCAGUAGUAGCGGCAUGCCUUCCUUAACCGUCGGCAUGCCCCCACUGUCCAGCAUGGCUGCGCCGUCACCACACCAGUAUCCAAUGCAGUCUUUGCAGGCACCCACACCAACCACGCCGUACUCAAUCACAUCCACCAUGGCCAGUCCAGUGUUCUCCUACAACCAGAGUGGUGGACUGAUGACUGACCAAAAGCCAUCGCCAAUCCAUCUCAGCCUGGACGAUGCGGCUGCAGCAUCAUUUGCUCCACAAGCGCACUAUCUCGGUCAGCCAAGUCCAGCACUCAGCGCCGCGGGAUCCUCACCACCUGGAUUCUACUCGUCCAGCCACACCAGUGCCGGCAUGAGUGCGCUAACACCCAACCAGCUCCACCAGCAAUCCACCAACAGGACGCCUGCAGCAUCUGCGGCGGCACACUUUGCGGCGAGCAUGAAGCAGGACGAGUACUCGCCACGCGGUAGCCCACCACGGUCGCAAGCACAGCACGACCAGGCAAUCGUGCCACCGGCCACAGAGCAACUUCUGCACGGGACUACCACCGGCAUGCCACUGUCAAGUCCGGUCUCCACCAGCGGCAUGCAAGGCAUUGGCGGCGGCAGUGCCAUGCCAUUCAGUACUACAUGUAUGGGCUUACAUGACAUCCAGGCCAGCAGCAUACCGGGCGGUAUGCAGAUGCCACCACGCCUGUCCACGUUAGCACAGUAAGGUGUGCAUUUGCUAUACACACACACAGAGCUACAGAGAGCCGUUACAAGCCACUGGCUCUGGUGCAUUUGCUAUACACACACACAGCUACAGAGAGCCGUUACACGCCGUUGGCUCUGACAAUCACCAAUGCCAAGAUUACCAGUUCGCGAAACCUAGAUCAGCUCAUGAUCAACGGUAUAGCAGUAUAGCAGUAUUACUUCCGGAAAACGUUAUUCUCAACUUUUUUUCCCGUAUGAACAGCAACUCUAGCGAAAUGUAACAAGUGCCAGUUGAAAUCAUAGUACUCCUUCUAUCCACUGUGACGACUAUCAACCACCAAGAUGAUGACAAUAUUUGGACCUGUAAUUGUUAGGACUCAUGCAUGUGCAUUUCUACAAAUCGCCCAGUUACUAGCAGGUUUCUCUGCUCUAAAGCUUAUCAGUUGUCUAGCUAGAGUACUAGAGCCUGGUGGUAAGUUUGCCAAGUAUCGGUGUGUCAUGCAUGGCAUGGUGUAGAAUAGGCAGCUAGAGUAAGUAAGGAUAAUUUGGUAGAGGUCAGCGUAACAUGUAGGGUAAAUGAUUUGAUAUUUUCCGCCUUGUUGAACGUAUGCAUGUAUUUUCAUUGAGCACGCAAGCAUGUACGUUGUUCUCCUCUCCACUUUGCUAGGUUAAAUGUACCCUUCUAAAGGGAAUCGCCAUUCAAUUAUUAUUUUUUCUCCAUAGGAUUUUUAUAAACAUGUCACAAAAGUAAUAUAGGUCAAUUCUAUUUUUGUGUCACAAGUUGAUUCUGGAGUGACACCAACUUCCCUAAUCUAAUAAUGCCAUUGGGUUUGAUCGUGUCUUUUAUCGUUUUAUUUCCGCACGUCUUCUUUUUAAUUCACGCGGAGUGCAGAUAGUUGAUAAAAUAGUAACCUAUUUUUAGUUAGUUUGUGUAGCAUGAUAUAGUUCUUCUUUAUUCAAAGAGCGAUAUAGUCAUAUACUGAAGUAGACUGGUGUACACUGCCAGAGUCUAGCUGAACCGCCUACGUUAAAUUUAUCGUUUUUUGUUGCUAUUCAAUAGACCUUGCUGCCGCCACUGGUGGCUCGUGACGCACA
Sycon ciliatum is the source of this 2747-nucleotide messenger RNA. RefSeq names its product serum response factor-like. The transcript is spliced from 3 exons. Gene Ontology annotation, biological process: positive regulation of transcription by RNA polymerase II. NCBI's taxonomy places the organism in Eukaryota, Metazoa, Porifera, Calcarea, Leucosolenida, Sycettidae. The record is from RefSeq and is a predicted model, not a curated record. Gene Ontology annotation, molecular function: DNA-binding transcription factor activity, RNA polymerase II-specific; protein dimerization activity; RNA polymerase II cis-regulatory region sequence-specific DNA binding. The coding region runs from base 301 to 1671 and encodes 456 amino acids.